Molecule: messenger RNA, 3481 nt
Organism: Bursaphelenchus xylophilus (pine wood nematode)
Lineage: Eukaryota; Metazoa; Nematoda; Chromadorea; Rhabditida; Aphelenchoididae
Source: the annotation of a GenBank genome assembly
AUGGGCCUUCUGACCAAAGGCACUCCACUCACCUGGGCUGAGCUAAAGCCGUAUGUGAAAUACGUCAAGGUAUGUGAUCUUUGCGGUUUUGUUAAUGCCAAUGAUUUAGGAACAUGGAAUUGCCCAGUUCAUCACUUUGUACCAUCGCCUAAAAGACCGAGAGGGCGAUCAACUCAGGUGGGGCGACGAGAUCGAGUACACCAUUGUUAAAUUUGACCACGAGAACAAAAAGGUGGGCUUUCUUUUUUUUGAAAUUUGAAGUACAGUAAGGGACCUGAUCCAGUGGCAAAAAACGUACCAUUUUGCAUCUGGGAAGCAUCAAAAAUGUGGCAAAAUGCUUCCCUCUCCAAGUGAAAAAACUUCGUUUUGAAGGGCGCGGCCUUUCCCUCACAAAAAGAGCGGGCGCGCUUUUGAAAUCGCAGUUUUUUUCACUUGGAGAGGGAGGUAUUUUGCUGCAUUUUUGAUACGUCAAAGAUGCAAAAUGGUACGUUUUUUGUCACUUGAUCAGGUCACUGUAACAGUCCGCCACUGUAAUAGGCUCUUUGAACUUAUUGCUUUUGUUUAGGUACGUGUAUGUCUUCGCGCCGACGAUCUCCUCAAACGUCUUCAAGCCCAAGAAGAAGUGAAUAACAUGGUGGGGACAGAGAAUCGCGCUCUCUGGCGACCUGAGUUCGCCGCAUACAUGGUGGAGGGAACGCCGGGAGUGCCAUACGGCGGCCUCAUGUCUUGUUUCAACAUUGUCGAAUCGAACAUGAUCCUCCGCCGCGCCGAAGCCACUCAGCUCCUCAGAAAGAACGAAAGCUUGUUGUCCAUCAGCUUCCCCAGUCUGGGCACUCCAGACUUCACGGAUCCGCCAAGCAAACCCGCCCCCGACGAUGUCGAAGGAGCCGGGCGGAGUGUGUUCUUCCCGGACGAAGGCAUUUAUUCUGGCCAUCCCCGAUUCCGCAACCUUGUCCGGAAUAUCCGUCAACGCCGCGGACGUCGUGUCGCCAUCAAUGUCCCAAUCUAUAAAGACGAACACACCCCUCAGCCGUAUGUGGAGGAGUUCACCGACCCCGAAGCCAAAGUCAUGGCCAAACCCGACCACAUCUACCUGGAUCACAUGGGCUUUGGGAUGGGAUGUUGCUGCCUUCAAAUGACUUUCCAAGCUGUGAACGUCCAAGAAGCCAGAUGGCUCUACGACCAGUUGACUCCCAUUACCCCGAUCCUUGUGGCGCUCAGCGCAGCCACUCCCAUCUUCAGAAGCCGAUUGGCGGAUGUCGACAGCCGAUGGGACAUCAUUUCUGGGGUAGGGAAACUUGUUUCUUACAGUGGGGGACCUGAGCCAGUGGCAAAAAACGUACCACUUUGCAUCCGGGAAGUAUCAAAAAUGUGGCGAAAUGCUUCCCUCUCCGAAUGAAAAAACUUUUGUUUCGAAAGGCGCGCCCUUUGCCUCACAAAAAGAGCGGGCGCGCUUUUGAAAUCAGAGUUUUUUUUUCACUUGGAGAGGGAAGCAUUUCGCCACGUUUUUUAUACUUCCCUGGUGCAAAAUGAUACGUUCUUUGCCACUGGAUCAGGUCCCUCGGUUUUGAAGACUUUUAUUCCAUUUAUCCGUUUUUUUCCAGAGUGUGGACGACAGAACAGCCGAGGAGUUGGGAGAAGUCCCAUUGAAGAAUGAUGAAUUUGUUAUCAAGAAGUCCCGCUAUGAUUCCACCGACUGCUACAUCUAUCCCUGUUCGGCUCCAUACAAUGACAUCGAGUUGGAGUACGAUCCCAAAAUCCUGCAGCAACUCCUGGACGGCGGCGUGGACGAGAUCCUCGCCAAACACAUAGCCCACAUGUUCAUCCGAGACCCACUGCAAGUUUUCAAGGAGAGAAUCGAACAAGACGACACCAAAUCCACCGAGCACUUUGAGACCAUCCAAUCCUCCAAUUGGAUGAAUAUGCGAUUCAAACCACCACCUCCGGAUGCCCCCGAGAUUGGGUGGAGAGUGGAGUUCCGACCAACCGAAGUCCAGUUGACGGAUUUUGAGAACGCCGCUUAUUGUUGUUUUGUGGUUUUGCUGACUCGGUAAGUUUUAGCAUUUCCACAAAAUGCCUGGACAUUUUUUUUGCUGUCGCACAGUGCAUCUUGAACUUUUGCCGCCAGCGCACAGUGCAAUUUUCCCUUUGCGCACCGUGCAAACCUCAAAAAACCCGUUUGCACUGUGCAAGUUCUCGCGGCGGCGCAGUUGAAAAAAGCUUACGUCGCAGCGAUAUUUCAAAUGCACAGUGCAAAACCAAAAAAAAGGUCAAUGCACGGUGCAAAAAAUUGGUGACUUUUGUGCACAGUGCGCGCCGCGACAAAUCUCCAGGCACUUUGUGAAAAUUCUAAUAGCAUAAAAAGUCUUAGAUAGCGACGGGUUGUUUUCUGUUCUUUAUGCCAAUCAUUCCAGUGUGAUUGUCUCAUACAAACUGACCUUCCUUUCUCCCAUCUCUAAAGUAACCGAGAAUAUGAAGCGAGCCCAGACCAGGGAUGCUGUUCUCCACCAGAAACUCUUCUUCCGCUCCAAACUCUCUACCUGUGAUGCACCGCCGGAUGUCGACAAGAACGGACCGACCAAGAAACCGGACCUGGAAACGGUGGAGAUGACCAUAAAUCAGAUUGUAAACGGCGAUGGAAAAGAAUUCCCGGGGCUAGUACCACUGAUCCGCCAGUUUCUGGAUGGGGCAGAUGUUGAUGUGGACACCAGGUGCACGAUCACACAGUAUUUGAACUUUAUCCAAAAAAGGGCAUCUGGCGAAAUCUGGACGUUGGCGCAUUGGAUGAGAGAAUUCGUGAAGAAUCAUCCAGAUUACAAGAAGGAUUCCUUUGUCCCCGAUUCCACUGUUUAUGAUCUGAUCACCGAGGUGAGUUUGUUAUUUUAUAUUAGGCUUUGGGAGGCAUUGGGGUGAAAAGUCUAGGACUAUUGUCGUCUAUUAAUUAAGAGGUUUUAUAUAAUUUUUUUUCUAACAAGGACUUCUACAGGGUAUGGAGUUAGAGAUCGAGACAUACAUCAAAAAAAUCGCAAAAUUUGUCUGAUUUAGAAUAUGUAAAAGUUAGCUGCCUAAUUUUGGUUUGUAAGGGUGAAAAAGUCCUCUGAACUUUUCCCGCAACACCACGCAAAUGCCUUUUUGACCAGGUUUUCACCAAAUCAAAAGCUUGUUUUUGAGCUAAAGCAAACUCUGGUAUCUUGACAAGCCUUACAGCAAACUUUUACAUAUUCUGAAUCAGAAAAAUUUUGCGAUUUUUUUUUGAUGUUUGUCUCGGCCUGUAACUCCAUACCCCAUUGAAGUACUUUCAUUGUAAGCAAAAGCGUGCUUAAUCUAUUCUUUGUAGAUGGAUGAAAUCUCAAAGGGAGAAGCACAUUGCCCCCAUCUGUUGGGUUGUUUCCGCACCAAGACCGACGAACGCAUUCCCAACGCUGUCCGCCGCGCCGAAGAAGCUCUCAUCAUGAGCAUCGCCAAACGGCACAUCCAAUAG